Messenger RNA from Rhizoctonia solani, 657 nucleotides. RefSeq names its product CCAAT-binding transcription factor. Gene Ontology annotation, biological process: regulation of transcription by RNA polymerase II. The transcript is spliced from 3 exons. The coding region runs from base 1 to 657 and encodes 218 amino acids. Gene Ontology annotation, molecular function: DNA-binding transcription factor activity, RNA polymerase II-specific; RNA polymerase II cis-regulatory region sequence-specific DNA binding. NCBI's taxonomy places the organism in Eukaryota, Fungi, Basidiomycota, Agaricomycetes, Cantharellales, Ceratobasidiaceae. The record is from RefSeq and is a predicted model, not a curated record. Gene Ontology annotation, cellular component: CCAAT-binding factor complex.
AUGGCGUCCCAGGACGGAGCCAAUCGAAUGGCCUCGCUCGACGGAGCCAAUCAUGACGGCGCAGGGCAAGCGCUCUUUGGAUUCGGGACAUACAAUCCCUCGCUGGCGCUGCCGCACUCUCACCCGCAUCUCCCGCCCCAUUCCCACCUUCCGCUUGACCCCAAUCUCAUCCCACUCUAUGCCACGAAUAAGCCCAGACAGCCAACAGCCACGGUGGCUGUGAGCGAUCUCGAGUAUCCCCAGGACCAGUAUCCGCCUCAGCAAGAGUAUGUCCCUCCCCCAGGCCCUCCCCCGGCCCCGGCUCCCGCUACAUUUCAACCCGAGCCGCCCUCGGUGUCCACGGCCGACUCCGUCGGGUCCACGAGUCCCACUGCGGCUGAGCAAGACGACGAACAUGAAGUCCUGGAUGAAGAGCCCUUGUAUGUGAACGCAAAGCAGUACCAUCGUAUCUUGAAGCGCCGCUCAGCGAGGGCGAGACUGGAAGAGGUCCAUAGGCUGUCCAAGGAACGCAAGCCUUACUUGCACGAAUCUCGCCAUAAGCAUGCUAUGCGUCGCCCGCGUGGUCCCGGUGGCCGGUUCUUGACUGCCGAGGAGAUCGCAGCGCUCGAAUCCAAGGGUGGCGCGCAACCCGGGACCAACCCCGCUCCUAGUUCAUAG